ACAUAAAUUGGAAGAUUUCAAAAUUAAUGUUUCCAGUGUUUAUUCGGUUUGUUGGGGACGACUUGUGUCCAGAAAUUGAUUAGGAAAUACAAAUGAAUCAUUUAAUUUUAGUGUAUUUGGUUGUGCUGUGUGCGGGAUGCAGUUAUGGGAUGAGUCGACAACAAGUUAAAAAAACUAUGGGUAUAGUAAAAAAUCAAUGUAUGCCGAAAAACUCGGUAACCGAAGAUCAAGUUGGGAGAAUAGAACAAGGAGUGUUCAAUGAAGACCGUGAUGUUAUGUGUUACGUCGCUUGCGUAUACAAAACUUUUCAAGUGGUAAAGAAUGACAAACUUGAUAUGGCGCUCAUAACAAAGCAAAUUGACAUGUUGUACCCUCCAGAACUAAAAGAUUCAGUCAAAAAGUCUAUAGCAGCUUGCAUACAUAUCCAGGACAAUUACAACGACUUGUGCGAGAGAGUGUUUUACGGAACAAAAUGUUUGUAUGAAAAGGACCCUGACAGUUUCAUCUUCCCCAUGACGAGGGAACAAAUAAAAAACUCUGGGAAGUUAAUUAAAAAGACGUGUUCUGCAAAAAAUGAUCUAACUGAAGACGAAGUUAAAGAUGUGGACAAGGGAAAAUUUCUUGAAAAGAAAGACUUUAUGUGUUACAUAGCUUGUGUCUACAAAAUGGGACAGAGCGUUAAAGGUAGCACGAUCAACCAUGAUAUGAUGCUGAGGCAGGUGGAUAUAAUGUUUCCCAAUGAUAUGAAGGCACCUGUUAAAGCAGCUAUAGAACAUUGCAGACCAGUUGGAUCACUAUACAAUCAGAGUAUAGGGACGUCGUAUAUAUGGUUACAAGUAGGUUUUAAGCAAACAGUGCAAUUUAGUAAGGGACUUGUGAGUGUCGUGAUGGAUCGAAAAAGAAUAUGUUUAUUCGUGAUAGCUAUGUUUUUGGCCUCUGGAAGUGAUGCUAUGUCAAGACAACAGUUGAAGAAUUCUGGAAAAAUGCUGAAGAAAAAUUGUAUGAAUAAGAUUGGUGUGACGGAAGACCAAAUUGGCAGUAUAGAUAAGGGUAAAUUCAUAGAAGACAGAAAGGUUAUGUGCUAUAUAGCGUGCAUCUAUGAAUUGACGAAUGUGAUAAAGAACAAUAAAUUAAACUACGAAGCUUCCAUCAAACAGAUUGAUCUUAUGUACCCACCUGAUAUAAAAGAAUCAGCAAAGGCUGCUGUGGAAAAAUGCAAAGACGUCCAAAAGAAAUACAAGGACAUCUGCGAAGUUUCAUUUUACGCAGCGAAGUGCAUGUACGAGUACAAGCCAGAAGAUUUUAUUUUUGCAUAAUUUUAGAUUAAAUAGAUUAAUAUGUU
Spodoptera frugiperda (fall armyworm) is the source of this 1342-nucleotide messenger RNA. RefSeq lists its product as uncharacterized. The coding region runs from base 93 to 1316 and encodes 407 amino acids. The record is from RefSeq and is a predicted model, not a curated record. NCBI's taxonomy places the organism in Eukaryota, Metazoa, Arthropoda, Insecta, Lepidoptera, Noctuidae. The transcript has 13 exons. Gene Ontology annotation, cellular component: extracellular region. Gene Ontology annotation, biological process: sensory perception of smell; olfactory behavior. Gene Ontology annotation, molecular function: odorant binding; dibutyl phthalate binding.